Molecule: messenger RNA, 3882 nt
Organism: Echinococcus granulosus
Lineage: Eukaryota; Metazoa; Platyhelminthes; Cestoda; Cyclophyllidea; Taeniidae
Product: Myotubularin-related protein
Exons: 14
Coding region: 1-3882 (1293 amino acids)
Biological process (GO): dephosphorylation; regulation of autophagy
Molecular function (GO): protein phosphatase binding; phosphatidylinositol-3,5-bisphosphate 3-phosphatase activity
Source: RefSeq, a predicted model, not a curated record
AUGGAGGGCAAUAGUCUGUGUCUAGCGAAUUCUUCGAAACGUAGAAAAUUUUCAUGGAUCCAGCGUGUCCACUUCCUUCCUUCUGAGGAAAUUAUGUUAUUGGAUAAAACCGCUAACGGAGGCAUCUGUCUUACCAGUUUCAGAAUGAUUUUGUACUGUCGACAUCAAAGCAAUGUAAUCAGCAUUCCUACCAUGCUGAUACGACUUUGUGAAACCUCAUCUCUGUUUGACAUGGAGGUCUCAACAAAAAUCGGCACAACUUUUACGUGCCAGUUCAAAAGUGUGCAUGCUUGCGAAGCCUGGAUCAAGCAACUGAGUAUUUUGUGCGGUUCUGUAAAGGAAUUUUCGCAUAUGUUUGCGCGUCAAUUCCGGGAUGAGCUUAGAAAACGUGUUUCUAGUCACCCACUACUUUCGUCAGCGAAAGAAACCUUCGAUCUUGGUGCAAACGACACUACUUUAGAAGCAGAAAUGAUUCUUCAAGAGUUUAAUAGGCUUGAAUUUGACAACAACUGGAAGAUAACUGAUGUAAACAGCGAUUUUCAAAUUUGUAAAAGCUACCCCAAGUAUCACAUAUUGCCUCGGGAUGUAUCCGAUCAAGAUAUACCCAAUAUAGCUACUUUCAGAAGCCAUCAUAGAUUCCCUUCUGUUGUAUGGCGAUCGUGCAGGACCGGUGCUGUGCUCCUCCGAUGUGCUCAGCCUCGUGUUGGGAUUAUGUAUUCAAGGAGCGAAUAUGACGAGAGAUUUGUUGCAGCAAUUCUAGAAAACUGUAGGAAGGACCCAUUGUCAAAGCAGAGCCACGGAGACUCUUGCAAUCUCCUCAUAAUUGAUGCGAGAUAUUACAGCUCUGCUCAAUUCAAUAGACUCCGUGGCGGUGGUUUCGAAUAUAAGGAGUACUAUGACCAGUCACAGAUACGUUUUGCAGAUCUACCAAAUCUUCACGCUGUUCGCAUGAGUUUUGAGCGAUUAAUGCUUCUUUGGUUGGCAACCCUGGAACGGUCUCUGUGGCUGAGUUACAUCAGUCAGUUGUUGAAAUCUGCCGUAGAAAUUGCGGCUGCUCUCGACGUUAAUGGCCGUCCCGUAAUGGUUCAUUGCACGGACGGUUGGGAUAGAACACCUCAAUUGACGUCACUCGCUGAAUUGCUCCUUGAUCCGUACUAUCGGACGAUACGGGGGUUCCGUAUCCUCAUCGAGCGCGAAUGGUUGCAAUUUGGUCAUAAAUUUGGUGAUCGUUGUGGACACAGUUUGAACUCGUGCAGUAGUGAAGAGCAGAGCCCUAUUUUCCUCCAGUGGCUAGACUGCGUUCGCCAGAUCCAGCGCCAGUUUCCUCACUGCUUCGAGUUCAAUGAACUCUUCCUGGUUAAAAUAGCUAUUCAUACAUAUUCGGGACUUUUCGGGACGUUUCUAUGCAACUCGGAGCUUGAACGCCAGGAGAAUCGCUGUGCCUCACAAACUUGCUCAAUUUGGGCAUACUUAAAUCCCACUUACAAUUGGUCCAUCAUUAACUACCUUUACGAAGAAAAAAAUGAGGUGAUAAACCCGGCUUGGCACGUAAGCAACUUGGAAUUGUGGGAUACCCUAUAUGUCAAUGCACUGCUACCAUCCAACGCAUCUGGAGCUCUUAGUCAGCCUCCGGUUUUGGUCGCUCCUCUUCGGCGGGCCAGCGAUACAUCAUCUCCCCUCCAGAUUUCCACAUCGAGUCCCGCCACAAAUACUGACCUUUUAAGCUGCCGUCCCAGUGCCUCUAUUGCUGUUCCCACACCCGCCACCCUCUCCGAAACUGCUGAAGUACAUGGUUCUAGUGCUACUCUCGCCGAUGUUCGGCAGCGCUCCCAAUCACUCUCCGACGUUAACCAUAAGCAUGCGGAUCUUCCGACAAUCGCGCCCACGACAUUUCAAUCAGAGACCGCAGCAGCUUCUUUGUUUCGUCAAUCUACAUCUUUAGAGCGAGUGACCAUGGUUCGGGUUGAUGCUUCACCUUCAGUACCAGAUUUUCUAUCAAUCGCUCCCCCUGACGUACCUCCAAACACAGAUCCGAAAUUGGUCGUAAUUAAUGAUAAAGAAAACCUGAAUGUGUCCCGUUCUGAUCAGAAUCUUGUCAGAAGCGUACCGAACAGGUCUCCGCACAGGCAUAUGCGAAGUGGCAGCGACCCACCUUUCAGCUCAGCUAACAGAUUGAGGCUCUCGAGUCUUGGAGAUACUGACAUACUUGUUGUGAACAAAGCUCCUCUCGAUGAUAGCCACGACGUUGAGGAAGCAGAAGGGAGUAUGACAGCAGGCGACGAAGUCCUGGCUACUCUAUCCGUCCCCUGUUCAGGGGACGGUGAAGAUGUCGGGGGAGAAGGAAUGACCCAUGUCUUUAUGGCCCAACACGCGUUUCCUUCAACAUCUUCCUUUUCCCCAAUGAGUCAGUCAACGAUCUCGUUGUCAGGUGCGGCCUGCUAUGGAAUGAGAGCCUGGAUCGAUGGCUACUUUGGUCGCCCCGUGUUCAGCGCCCAAUUUCGAAUGCUGGCUGAUGAGUCAGUAUCCGCAGGUGCGAACGAUGAAUCCAUUGGCUCGCAAAUCAAUUUACCCUCGGUCGAUCAAACCAAGAGGGAUAUCAUGGGAGAGGCGGACUCUGUUGAUGAUUGCAAUCCUAACAGUCUCAUUGGUAGUCGUACUCGAUCCCAUACAGAGGGUGAGUCUCACCAAAAUCUCCGCACUAACAGUGAAGCUCUACCCGGAAGUCCAACCCUUUUGGCCUCAAGUGGUCCUGAUCGAGUAAAUCUGUCUAAUGGCACUUCGUGGGAUUUAGCAGCUUCUAAGGAGCCUCCAGUUACACCCGAGCGCGGUUUCUCCGUUGAUUGGGACGGCUUGCCUCUUCGGGUCGACCCUGUCACCUUAAAAUUUCACGAGCGUCAAAGACAGGAGGAUCAUAUACGCGCAGAGCACCAGAGCCACAUUGAUCGCCUCGAGGCCAAUAUUGCAUGCCUCUUGCAAGAGGUGGCUCGUUUGCGCGCUCUAGUGGAUGAUAAAAGUAAUGAAAGUAACUUACAAGGUAUCUUCACCACCUCUGCUUCUUCCAGUGCUGAACUGUUUUCGUCACCGUUGAUCUCUCCCGAGGUAACUGCGACUCAGCAGAACAGUCAUGGUGAUGGACAGGCGAAUCCGCCGUCAUCUAUUGUUGAGGCUCUCUCUGACGCAAUCGGCAACCAUCAGGGAGUCGACGACCAUGCAGACUGUGGCGGCAUCUACGUGAGGACCAACGGGACACCAGUUAAACCACAUUCCCUGAUGACCCAAUCGGCAACCGAUGACAUACUGCUUAACUGGCCUGACGGGUUCGCUCCCCACAAUGUCACUUCCUGCACUUUUAACCCUCCACCACUACGAAGGCGCUGCUGUCCCAGCCCCUCGUCAGACUACAGCUCCUUUGAUGUUGUCGAAAGCUCUGCCCUGCUUGCUUACUCCGGCGUUCCUGGUGGACCUGCUUGUGGUGGAUGUGAUAGUCCUCUCGAUGGCAUUCUUUCUCCCCUUCCAUGCGGUUAUUGUCUUCGAAAUUUCUGUGGCAACUGUUCCGAGACCCCGCGAGAGCUCAACAACUGCAAACCCAUUUGCGGGGCAUGCUAUCGUGGAUGCCCGUUCGAGUCGAUUGAGGCACGUCAACUCCUCGCCGACUCCCAAACGGUGGAGGAGGGAGAUGUGUACUGCCGGGGCUACGCUGCCCACCUGUCCUGCGCUCCUCUCCCCGGUAGCUGCACCAGCAGCACCACUGCCACCGCAAUCUCGUGCUCGUCUGCCUGCGCCGAUGGAGGUAUCUGCCGACGCCUUGAGCGGCGGUUCCCCUCAGGCUCUCCCCUCACCUGCUCAAGCGCCCACAGCCAAAAUGGAACUGCCAAAGCUUGA